UGUCAUUUCUAACAAUCUCAGACUUCAUCUGCCAAGAAACGUAACUAGAGGAUUUAAAACUGCAAUCCUGGAUUUUAUACCGGAAGACAAUUAGAUCAUGGAGAAUGAAAAAGAGGGUAAACAACAACAUUGAUGACAAGUGAUGACAUGGAUGCAAUAGACCUUCUUCAGUUUCAGGCAAUGUCAGGAAUUGGUAGCGUGGCUGAAGAUGUUGCCACCCUACGGCAAAGCUACAGCCAACUGGAGGAGACAGUCUCCACCUAUCAACAAGAAACCAGCGACAAGAUCCUGUCUCUCAGAAACACCCUCAACACCUUACAGGAGGACAUAAGCACUGCUCUUGCACAAGUGGCUGAGGUCAAGAGCAACCAGAAAGACCUACAGAGAGACCUCGACCGCAUACAGGUCACAUAUCACAGAAAAGGAUCAAGAGGGGAGGGAUCAGUGGAUGGUCACGCCUCUCUUUCCAGCCAAACAGACCUUAGUCGCAUUCAACAUUACAUCAGCAGCUUGUCAGCCAAUCAGAGCUCUUAUCCUGAGCAUGACAGUGUUGGCCAAAAGAAGUCUCCCGUGUGGAGAGAAAGAAAAAACAGCAGAGAUUUGACCGAGCAGAACAACUCAAGUUUAACCCAAAGGCAGGCAGCAGCCCUGGAGCUGUUAGAGUCUGAGAGACUCUAUGUGUCUUAUCUAUCACUCCUCCUAAAAGCCAACAUCACUUUUAAUGGCUCAGAGAGCAUCAAUCUGAAGGACAAACGGUCAUUUCCCUCCUCUCUGCGUUUCCUAAUUCAGCAGCACCUGGAACUCCUGCACAUCCUCCAGGAGAGAGUUCUUAAGAGCCACUGGCAAGGCAUCAUGGGAGAUGUAUUCCUAAGGCUCACCAGCAAAGAAAGUGAUUUUCUGGACCACUAUGUAUCAUAUUUGAGUGAACUGCCUGAGUGUUUAACCGUUAUCAGUUUAUUCUCCUCUUCAAAAGCAACCUUACUGGAGGUACAGAGUGGCAUCACCGGAGAUGAGACACGCCAGUCCCUGUACUCUCUGCUUCUACAGCCUGUUCAACGUAUCCCAGAAUACCAUACACUCCUGCAAAGUUUGUUGCAGCAGACAGAAUCUGAGCAUCCAGAUUAUUACCUGUUACUGGUGUGCGUACAACAACUCCGAUCUUUCACAACACAUUACAGCCACCUGCUACAACACAACCAGGAGCUGCUCAUGCACAAUCAUGCCCUGCGAGAACACACACACAACCUGUGCACACACCAGCAGGAGCGGCCCUCACACAGCCGAAAAGAGCUCAGCAGGUCUACAGUAAGACAGCUGUAUAAAGUGGACUAUGAGAGCUCAAAAAACUACAGCAUCACCAAAGCUGAUCCUUCUCAAGGUUUGCGGCGUAACAAACGCUACCCUGACUACGAAGUAUCACCCUACAACUACGAUCCUGAAAUCCCAUCAUCUAUAUCUCUCCUGCCUGACUCUGAUUAUCGCCACAAACCAGUAUCAGUUCCUCUGCACAGCAUUCCAGAAACAGAGGGAACCGGAUCAGCCCUCGCUGAAACUCUGGGUGCACUCCUUUCAUAUGGAGGUGGAGAUGCUCGGUGCUCAAGUCCAUCCCAUUCCUCUGACUCCAGCAUUGAUAUCGCCUUUGUGCACUGUAGCCCUUCCCACAGCCCCCCUCACCAGUCCCACAGCAGGGGGCGGAGCAGUGGGGAUGUGGCUUAUAGGUCUAUCAGAAGCUGUGUGUCACCUGACUCAGCAGACAGUUUGAGACCUCAUCCCCUACAGGCAGUACAGAAAAAAAGCAAGUCACUAAAUGGCCUGCAGAUGGACAGUGUUGAUAGCCACACCCAUCACAUGAGAAAUCCAGCCCAUCCAAAGCUGGAGCGUCAGACAAGUGGCAAAACAAGACUGAGGCCUAGCAGUCCAAAACACAGAUAUGAGAUACACACCGACUCAGAGGAGCAACCACGGUCGAUGCAUCAAAAGGAUACCAGAAGCCUAGUGUGGGAAGACCUUAAAUUGAAGGGCGUGUCUGAUGACUAUGACCACACCCCUCUGAGUGAACGUAGUAGGAAAGAAGCAAAAGGAUUUAGGAACUCCUUCAAGAAACUCUUUAAGAAAAAGUCUAGUGAUGGAAAAGAGAAGACAACUGUGAAAGCCGAGUGUGCGAGCAGUGGAGACGUGGAGUCAAACAGAGUCAUUCACACUGGAGAUAUUGACAGAGGAACUGCUGUUUGAACAAACUCUUACAGAGGAGACAUAUAUUAGAACAUACACUGCCUUCAAGUCAUACAUUGACCUUAAUCACUCAAAUUAUUAACAUAAACUCACAUUUGUUUGGAGGGUGGGGGGCUGAGAGAAAAAAACAAAAACAUCGACAUGACAUGACUACACACAAACAUUCAUGCAAAACAUCCCAUGAAAUCAAAAUGGAAAUUUUUGGGCUUGAGUUGCAGUAUGAACAUUGUACCCAAAAACAAGAUAUAAAACUCAAAAAAAUGUUGGGUUAAUUCAACCCAGCAUGGGUCAAAAAUGGACAAGCCCAACUGGUGGGUUAUUGAUUAACCUAUGCUGGGUUGUUUUAACCCAUUUUUGGGUCAAAUAUAACCAUAUUCUGGAUUAAUAUAACUCAACAGUUGGGUUUGUCCAUUUUGUGUGAAGCAUUCAAAACUCUCACUUCCACCAGUAAACUUCAAACUGUUUUAUGACAUCAUUCUGCACUUCAGCUUCUUAUCAAAUUCCAGGCUGUGAAGUAAAAUGAAAUGCUUUUUUAAAAAGGGGGAGGAGCCACCCAGUAUGUCCCGCCCUAAUUUCAUAUAUCUCUUUAAUCUCUUGUACAGCUGGACCACAGUGAUGCAGCAUGAUAUCUGAUAAAAACUACAAUAUUGAUUACUUUUUAUCAAAAUACUUCUAAAGAUAUAAAUUAUGUUAUGUGUAUGUGUUAUUUUCCAUAUAUGAAGUGUGUACAUAAAUGGCUGUAAUUAGACAAAUAAAAACA
This is a messenger RNA of Triplophysa rosa, 2992 nucleotides long. RefSeq names its product Rho guanine nucleotide exchange factor (GEF) 33 (gene arhgef33). The record is from RefSeq and is a predicted model, not a curated record. Gene Ontology annotation, molecular function: guanyl-nucleotide exchange factor activity. The transcript is spliced from 15 exons. Bases 133 to 2232 code for a protein of 699 amino acids. NCBI's taxonomy places the organism in Eukaryota, Metazoa, Chordata, Actinopteri, Cypriniformes, Nemacheilidae.